This is a messenger RNA of Sphaerulina musiva SO2202, 3116 nucleotides long. RefSeq names its product FAD/NAD(P)-binding domain-containing protein. Gene Ontology annotation, molecular function: flavin adenine dinucleotide binding; N,N-dimethylaniline monooxygenase activity; NADP binding. The transcript has 3 exons. Bases 246 to 2123 code for a protein of 625 amino acids. NCBI's taxonomy places the organism in Eukaryota, Fungi, Ascomycota, Dothideomycetes, Mycosphaerellales, Mycosphaerellaceae. The record is from RefSeq and is a predicted model, not a curated record.
GUGCAAAGUGGUCACCUCACUGUCAGCCCAUUUUCUUUUUUAGAAAAAGGGCCAAUUGACUAGAUAUAUCGUGUUUCCCUCCCUCCCUCUUGCUCUUCAUCCUCAUUCUGCUUUCAUUGUCACGAUUUCGCCUUGUCCUGUGCUAUCACAUGUACACCACCAACCAUUUGAACCCCAUCUAGAUCUACCAAACCACUUUGUUUCUUGCACAGCACCGUAGAGUUCUCGAAGAAGACGCAACAACCAUGACGACCGUCAUGCAACCCGGGACCACCAUCCCUCAUCCUCACGACAUCACUCUUCCCCGAUUCGCAAAAUCCACAGAAGCAACAACCUCACCCAACCAAGCCCCCGAAUCUCCUCAAGCCAUUGCCUCCCAAUGGCUGACCGCCUUCUCCGCCAUCCUCGCCUCCAACUCCACCUCGCAACUGCCCUCCGUCAUCCACGAAGAAGGCUGGUGGCGCGACCAACUCGCUCUGACUUGGGAUUUCCGCACCUGUCAGGGCCUGUCCAAAAUCACCAACGAGCUCUUCCCGCACCAUAUUCGCAAAGCACAUUUGCACAAUUUCCAGAUUGUGCCCGAGGGGAAAUUCGUGCCGCACAAAAUCGAGCCGCUGCCGGAUUUGGAAUGGGUGGAAUUCAUGGUUACGUUUGCGAAUGAUGUCGGCACGGGGAAAGGCAUGAUUCGGCUGGCGUGUUGUCCCACGACCCAUGUGUGGAAAGCUCAUAUGAUUUAUACCGCAUUGCAGACGCUGGAUGCGUAUCCCGAGCACAUUGGUCCGUUGAGGCCCCACGGCGGCACAAAUUCGCUCAAGGGUGGUGUGAUUGAAGGGAAUUGGUUGGAACGUCGAGAACGACAAGUGCAGUUUUUGGACGAACAACCUACUGUUCUGAUCAUCGGAGCGGGUCAGUCAGGUUUGAAUCUGGGAGCGAGGCUGGGGGCCAUGGGAGUGAGUGCGCUGAUUAUCGAUCGGAACGAGAGGAUUGGAGAUAAUUGGAGGAAGAGAUAUCGCACUCUAGUGACGCAUGAUCCGGUGCAGUUUACCCACAUGGCGUUUAUGCCGUUUCCGGCAAACUGGCCCUUGUUCACCGCCAAGGAUAAGUUGGCGGAUUGGUUUGAGAUUUAUGCGAGUGCCAUGGAAUUGAAUGUUUGGUUGCAAUCGACGAUUGGCAAAGCCGAGUUUGUGGAAGAUGCGCAGGAGUGGGUGGUUGAUGUCGUGAGAGGCGACGGGACGGUGAGGACAUUGAGACCAAGGCAUGUGGUCAUGUGUUCUGGACAUGCGGGAGAACCGAGAAUUCCCACGUUUCCCGGUCAAGAUACCUUUAAAGGUGUGGUGUAUCACGGUAGCCAGCACAAAGAUGCCACUACGCAGGAGAAUGUCGCGGGGAAGAAGGUCGUGGUGGUGGGCACCGGGAAUAGCGGCCACGAUAUGGCGCAGAAUUACUGCGAGAAUGGAGCUUCAGUCACGAUGCUGCAACGCAGAGGCACGUAUGUGAUCCAAGCAAGCAAAGGCCUGGAGAUGGUUCAUGCGGGCAUGUAUGAUGACCACGGACCUCCGACGGAAGACGCAGACAUUGCUUGGCAGAGUUUGCCGAUCCCCGUUCAAUUCGUGCUCAGUGCAGGUCUGACGGAGAAGAUCAAGAGCGUCGAAAAGGAGAAUAUUGAAGGUUUGACCAAGGCGGGAUUCAAGGUCGACUUCGGACAUGACAAUAGCGGCAUGCAUCGCAAGUACAUCACCCGUGGUGGAGGAUACUACAUCGAUGUGGGCUGCUCCCAGCUCAUCGUCAAUGGCAAGAUCAAGGUCGUGCAGAGUCCUGAUGGUAUCAAAGGCUUUACAGAGCGGUCUCUUGUUUUGGCGGAUGGCAGGGAGCUCGAAGCAGACAUCGUCGUGCUGGCCACAGGAUACGACAAUAUGCGGACCACUGCGCGUAAGACGCUGGGUGACAAGGUUGCAGAUCGAUGUAAGGAUGUCUGGGAUCUGGAUGAAGAGGGCGAAGUGAAUGCGAUGUGGCGUCCUUGCGGCCACCCGAAGCUGUGGUUCUUGGGAGGUGCUCUAGCCUUGUGUCGGAUCUACUCCAGGUUUCUUGCCAUGCAGAUUGUUGCGAGUGAGAAGUCUUUGUAGAUGUGCACCCGAGGUUUUGUAAUUGAUGGUUGUGGUUCUAGUUUUCGUCGGAUAGAUGUCUAGAAUUGAUGACAGACGGCCGAGGUGGAGUGAAGCGCAGUCUCUUCUCUUCUCCUCUCCCAGCCUCUGCCAUCUGGAAAUGCAUGAAAUAUCGUUUCAAGUUGCUACCAUAUAUGGAGGUGACACGAGGCUGUUCUCGUGCACACCUCUCUCACCACGUGUGUGUUUCUACGGCUCGUCGGCACCGGGCAAAUGCUGAAGACCUUGUACGGAUGCCUGACCGCACCAUGUAUGAAAUGUAGUAAGGUCUUUCCAGCCUGAAACACAUCGAGGGACUUCUGUCGGCCAUUGCAAAUUACUGUAUCCUCCCGAUGUUGUCCUCGCUUACACGAGAGAAGUGAGCCCGGAACGUCCGCUGAUGAAGGGCCCGGGAAUGUCUAUAGCAGUAGACUUGGGCGCACGAGUGCCUGACGCCAUGACCAGACGGCCAUAUCGAUAGCAGCUGGUGGAUCUGAGCCGCGUUGCGAUGAUGGGACUCCUGUGUCUUCGUCUCAGCCACAUCAGAUGGCUCCUCAAAAGACUCCAUCGUGCUCGCCAGGCAGCCGCUUGACGCGCUUCUGCUCCCAAUUAUCCAGGUCCUUCGCUGCGAGUUUAUAAUAUUCCUCUGCCAGAUCAAUCCGCCUCUUGUCCUUGCCAAUGCCCAACUCCUCGUCCUUUGUCAGCUGUCGCACCUUGCGGUCAUGGCGUUCGUAGCGCAGGGCGGUGGCGGGCGUGAGGAAGAAGGAGCCGAGCAGCAUGGUGGUGAUGAAGGGCAGGCCGAAGAGCGCGAAGGGAUGUCGGGCGAGGAGGACGCGGUAGCGGGCGGCGAAGGAUGAGUCGUUGGACGAGCGGAACUUGCGAGAGGGGAAGACGGCCAUGAUGGUCGAUUUGCAGCUGUAUCGGUGUGCUAUUGCACUGAACUGUUCUGGACGGACCUGGACUGUGCUGUGCUUC